AUGUCAGACUUCAAGGAGAGUGUGUCCGUCUCACUGCGGGAGGGAGAGGAGGGCGCCGAAGCUCUGGUCCUAGCUGCAGUCUGCUCCAAAGCACCUUUACCCACACGGACACUGGUGGGUCUUGGAGAGGAGACGAUGUCUCCCUCUUGGGCUGGAGACGAUGGACCAAACUUACAGCCAACUGGGGUGGUUCCUGAAGGGGGUCAGGUGCUGAUUAAAGAAGAUCCUGAAGAACACAAGCAUGAUGAGGACCAGCAGGACCAAGAACACCACCACAUAAAAGAGGAAGAGGAGGAACUGUGGAGCGGUCUGGGAGCAGAGCAGCUCAAUGUGAAGCAGGAGACUGAUUCUACCAACUUUACGUUCACUACAGUUCCUUUGAAGCACGAGGAUGAUGAAGAUAAACCUCUAUUCUUACAGCUUCAUCAACACCAAGUUGAAGUCAGAGAUCUUCCAACCAGCAGCUCAGCUCAGGAUUCUGACUCUUCAGAAACUGAAGUCAGUGAGGAUUAUGAAGAGGAUAAUGAUGUGAACAAUCCUGACUCUCASCUGAAACAUUUUGUAGACUCCGGGUCAAAACCUGAUAAAGACUGUGAGUCUUCUCCCAGCAGGGUUCCUGAAUCAGGUGUUAAAAACAACAGCAAUGAACAGAAGUUGUUGUGUUGUAAGCUGUGUGGGCGAAGGUUUACCACAAAGAGCAAUUUAAACAAACACAUGAGAAUCCACACAGGACAGGAACCAUUUAGUUGUGAGCUGUGUGAUMGAAGGUUUACUGAAAAGGGCAAUUUAGACACACACAUGAGAAUCCACACUGGACAGAAACCAUUUAGUUGUGAGCUGUGUGAUCAAAGGUUUACCCAGAAGGGCAAUUUAAACUCUCACAUGAGAAUCCACACAGGAAAGAAACCAUUUAGUUGUGAAUUGUGUGAUCGAAGGUUUACUGAAAAGGGCAGUUUAAACAAACACAUGAGAAUCCACACAGGACAGAGGCCAUUUAGUUGUGAACUGUGUGAUCGAAGUUUUACCACAAAGAGCCAUUUAAACUCACACAUGAGAUUCCACACAGGACAGAAGCCAUUUAGUUGUGAGCUGUGUGAUCGAAGGUUUACCACAAAGAGUGUUUUAAACAGACACAUGAGAAUCCACACAGGACAGAAGCCAUUUUGUUGUGAGCUGUGUGAUCGAAGGUUUACUGAAAAGGGCAGUUUAAACACACACAUGAGAAUCCACACAGGACAGAAGCCAUUUUGUUGUGAACUGUGUGAUCUAAAGUUUACCCAAAAGUGCAAUUUAAACAAACACAUGAGAAUCCACACUAAAAACAAAGCACUCAUAUGACUACUAGGUUGAAACCACACAAGAGGAAAUAGAUUGUCUUUACACACACUUCAAAUAAACGAAGACUUUGUUGCUUUUUGACAAGUUUGGAAAGUCCAGAUGAUGAUGAUGAUGAUGCAAUGGAUCUAGAAACUUUAAUAUGUUUGUUGACAGCACUGGAGUGAUUACAGACACACCUGUGGACUCAUGGCCAACUCUAAAUAUUGUUUAUUUGUGUGACACCCCAGGAACAAUCAAAAMAAAUCAGUCCCGAUGUCAGAAAGAAAACUGUUUAUCUGCACAACUCUGGUUCAUUCAUGAGGUGUGUAUGAACGCCAAAGUUAAUGGACUGAACUUAAAAGAGCAACCUACAAACCUGAGUCACUUCCACCAGUUUUGUCAGGGAGAAUGAGACAAAAUUCCAGCAAACUACUGACAGAAACUUGUGGAAGGAUACCCAAAACUUAAACUCAAAUCAUUCAUUCUAAAGGCAAUGAUACCAAAUACUAAGAACAUUUAUGUAAACUUUUGACUGUAUUAGUUGCUCUGUUAGGUUGCUGUUAUUUUGUCCUCGUCACCAGAGGGCGCUACCGUUACAGGAUAGAGCAGAAGAGACUGAGUUAGGAUGGACAGUAGAAACUGAAAGAGAUGUUUAAUAAAAUGAAGUUUUAUUGCUGGAAUCAAAUGUUUAGUUUAAAUCAUCUUGUUAACUGUGUUUUCAAUAAUUUUCUUGAUACAAGACUGCAGUCAGGUAAUAGUAAAUAUUUGGGUAUUGACAUUUCUCCUAAACUGGAAGACUUAAUAAAAUUAAAUCACAUCCCACUUUUAAAGAAAAUUGAAGAAGAUCUUAUUAGAUGGAAAUCUUUACCCAUAUCACUUAUGGGAAGAGUUGCCUCGAUUAAAAUGAUGGUGCUACUGAGAAUAUUUAUUCUCAGUGAUACCAAAUAAACCUUCUCCUGACUGGUUUAAGUCCUUGGACUCCUUUAUCUCUAAAUUCAUUUGGAAAGAUAAAACCCCACACAUUAGCCUAAAAUCAUUACAGAAAACUAAAGAUACAGGAGGGCUAGAGCUUCCAAAUUUUUAUUACUACUUCUUAGCUAAUAGGCUUCAAUACAUUUCCAAAUGGUUAUAUCCUACCCCACUAGAUGUAACUUGGUUAGAUACAGAACAAACAUUAUGCCAUAACAUUAAUAUUUCAAACCUUCCAUUUAUUAGCACAAAUAUAAAGCGACAUGUUUGCUUUAAAAGCAUCAAUAUCAGACUCCAAGGCAUAUAAGACUCUUACGACCUGAACCAGGACUUAUAAUCUUUGGAUGCCCUCGGGUGCUGGGGACUAUACCUGCUGUAAUGCAGCAGCCACUAGAACUGGGACUGAUUGUUGCAAAAGAGACUAAUCCUAAGAAACUGGAGGUCCUCUGUUCCUCCUUCCUUCCACCUGUGGGUGACGGACAUGAUGUCCAUGAUACAGAUGGAGAGACUUCGGAAAGGCUCUAAAAACACUUUCUCAUGUUACUGGACUCCCUUCUUGGAACACUUUUCGAAGACCAGACUAAGCUGAUCAAACCCAUCUAUGGUCACUCCCCUCUGUCGCCCUCCUGUGUAUGUGUACCCUUGUAUGUGACUAUGUAUACUGUUUGUACUGUGUGGGUACAUAUGUCAACUGCAAUGUUUUAUGCUUUGACCUGUGCAUCUGGGCUUUGUUUUGUCCAUUUAAUUGUAUGUUCUAAACUUUGAAAACUUAAAAUAAAAUUUACAAAAAAAGCAUCAA
This is a messenger RNA of Austrofundulus limnaeus, 3085 nucleotides long. RefSeq names its product zinc finger protein OZF. NCBI's taxonomy places the organism in Eukaryota, Metazoa, Chordata, Actinopteri, Cyprinodontiformes, Rivulidae. The record is from RefSeq and is a predicted model, not a curated record. Bases 1 to 1338 code for a protein of 445 amino acids. Gene Ontology annotation, biological process: regulation of transcription by RNA polymerase II. The transcript has 4 exons. Gene Ontology annotation, molecular function: RNA polymerase II cis-regulatory region sequence-specific DNA binding; DNA-binding transcription factor activity, RNA polymerase II-specific.